Notodromas monacha is the source of this 5315-nucleotide messenger RNA. The record is from the annotation of a GenBank genome assembly. NCBI's taxonomy places the organism in Eukaryota, Metazoa, Arthropoda, Ostracoda, Podocopida, Cyprididae.
AGAUUAAGACGAAGAAUUAUUGCCAUGAGGUGGACGUUUUAUGCAGAAAUCGCGUCUUUCCUGCUCGUGACGAUUGUGAGUGGCGCAAUUAUCCCGGAUUCCAGUCUUCGAAAUCCCACUGCGUCCUUGCGAACAAUAAAUGAUCAACCGAGUGACGGAAUCAGCAGCAUUAUCAACAAUUCGAGCACAACAACGGCUUCGAGUGUUGAUCCCAUCAACACUGUUGUAGUGCGGACGGAAAUCUCGUCUUCAAGCACGAAGAACUCCAUUCGAAACGAAACUAAUUUAAUCUUCGAGAAUCCCAUUCGUCUCAAAGAAGGCCAUGGUGACGACUCGAGUUCCCGGGAGAAAACCGCAAAGUUUGCAAACUCGAAUGCUGACUCGAACAUUUUGCCGGAAGCAGGAAAUGGGACUCGAACGGAUGCUGGGAUCCAAAGAACAAUAGACACUGUUCGUCCCUCAGUAACAUCCCUGGAUGAUUUUAAGGAAACUUUGGGAACUUCUGUUUCGAUGAGAAAAGCUUCCUCCGAUGAAACUGGAUCUUCGGCGGGAAUUUCCCAACAGUUCAAGCAAAUUCCGCAGCAGAAAAAUUCUUCCUUGCUGGAAAAUCACUUCUCUGCCACGAAAACCGAACUUGUGCCAUCAACAUCAUCGCUCGGUUCUUCAAACUUGACGGAUUUUGUAACUAAAGACUCGAACGCGAAUGAGAAAAACGUUUCCGGUGUUUCGGCCGAAAGAGUUCACGAGUCUUCAGAACUGAAAAACAGUUGGGUGAAAUCUGAAUCGAUUUUCCCGCAAAAUCAGACGAAAGAAGAUCAUAAAUCGAUGGCAUCAAACGUUUCAAAGCUUGCCAGUUCCGAAACUGGAAAUGGAAGCACAAAUGAGCCAAAAAUUUCUGAGAGGGUCGUCCAUGGAACAACGGAAAGCAGCAAUUCUUCAUUCAAAACCAGCCCAAGUCUGCCACGAAACAAAACCGAGAAAGUGGAGAAAUUCUCACCAAAUCCUGAUUUUAAAACGGAAAAUUCAAGCAAGAGUCAGAUCACAAUAUCUGGCAGUGUCGAAAGAGUUCACGAAAUUUCGGACAUCAGCGAAAGCUUUCUGAAAACCGACCAGUUUUUUGCAGAGACCCAGACCAAAAAUACAUCAAGUUAUGUUUCACCUUCUCGCAAACAGGAAAUAAUGGCAAAUGAAAGCAGAAGUGAGAUCGAAUUUCCGAACAGUUCAGAUGGAUUUCACGCGCCGUCAACUUUGCCCAACGCAUCUCUGAAAUCUGACUUAGCAAAUCAAACCCAGAUGAUUGGCGAUUCUUCCCAAAAUGCCUCAAAAUUUCCAGCAGCUCCGGCAUCAAAAAUUGCAACCAAAACUCAAAUGUUUCCCGAUUCUCCAGCAGAAAGAGUUCCCCAGGCUUCCAACACCAGCGAACCCUUUAAAAAAAUUGAAGAAACUUCUGUGCGAAAUGAAACCGAGAAGACUGCAAAUUCAUCGAGUGCUUCCGAGUUUCAACGGUUGGCAGCUGAAAAUACGAGCAGAACAGAAACAAAAACUCCCAGUGCUUCAGAAAAUGUUCACCAGACAUCCGGAAAUAACGGAAGUCUGCUGAAAAUCGACGAAAUUUCUCAGCAAAACCUGACAAAAAUGAUGUUUCUUCCUGAACAUCAGAGAAUCCCGGAAAUUCGUGUAAGCGGACACGAAUCUAUUGCUCCAAUUUCUUCUGUUGCACCGAUUCAAAAUGCAUUAGAAAAUAUUUCAGAUGGUUCAAGAAAUAUUCACGAAGCAGCUACUGAAAAAAUUGCGUCGUCUAAAAUGGACAAGAUUCCUCCGCAAAAUCAAACCGACGAAGUGCGAGAGAGAAUUUCUGAAAUCAGUCCACAUGAAUUCGUUCCUUCUUCAAACAUUACCACAUCACCAGCAUCUACAAACGCAAGCACAAGUGAAUUAAAAUUUUCCAGCAUUUCGGAGAGCGUUCGUGAGGCAUCUGAUGCAAACCGUCUGAAAACUGACCAAGUUCCUCUGCAAAAUCUGGAGCUACCGGAACAAGAAAGACUCCCGGAAAUUCGUGUCAGCGGACAAGAAACCAGUGCAUCAAACUUUCCUGACCUGCCAACAAAAAAUGUCUUAGAAAUCAAACCAACAUUUCCAUCAGACACACUGUCAUCAUCUCUGCAAACUGCUGAUCAGAUUCCCCAGCAAAAUCAUCCCCUUGAAAAAUUCGAGCUUCCCAAGCAGAGAAACCCGGAAAUACGCACAAGUGUACCUGAAACUGGUGCUUCGAACUUUCCAUCAACCAGAAGUGAAUCACAAUCAUCAUCACCGCUAAAUAUCCCUCCAAAUGAGCCAAAAUUGCCCAUCAGUUCAGUACGGGUGACGCCUGCUGUUGCUGCAAACAACGAACAUUUCCCAAAAAUAAACCAGCAGAUAGGGAACCUUGUGGAGGAAAGGACCCCGGAAACGAACCAACAGGAAGUGAUGAAUGAAACUUCACAGUGCUGCGGAAAUAGAGCCGGAAUCUCGCUCCCGAUCUCGACGGCCACCAUCAGAAAUCGGGACUCGUCAUCAGGACCUUGGGUAUCAAAUAACAGAGCUGUCGCACCAGUAGUGAAUUCCCCACGUGUGACGAAUGCCAGCAGUGACCAAGGAAUGCACUUGAGUAGUCUGGCAGAGGUUAGAAUAAGCUCGUUGCAGCAGCCAAUAUUCACCAGCAGCAGCGUGACUGAGCAACCUCUGUCGGGUCAUCAGGAAUUCCUGGCACCGACUGUCACGCGUCGACUGAGUCCCAUCACGACGACGACGACGACGAUUGCAACUCCGACUGACUUCGGGCAUUCUCCGGCAUUGCGACAAGGCCCCGGGUCGACAGUGUUGAAGCCUGGCGGCGAGAUUGCACCGAAGAUUUCGAAUCUCAUCAAUGUUCUCAAGGGUUCGAUUAGAGAGGGCACCGUGACUUCGCCCACUCGCGUCUUCGAUUUCCCAUUGACAAAUCAACCUGAAGGGUUCCCUGGGUUUCAGACCCGGGUUGGAGACUCGAGUCCGCCAGCAGCAGCUCUGGGUUCCACUUGCCAAACGUCGUCAACUACACGGUUGGGUGACAUUGAUGCAUUCGACGCAGACAACGAUUACAUGUUCAGCUGGACAAGAACUGCGCAGAAGUUCACUUGGACAGAAGCGAGAGAUUUCUGCCGAGCGAAUUGCAUGUACCCGGUCUCUGUUGAAGACUCUUUCAAGGCAGCAUUCCUCAAAGAACGCCUGGAACAUCACUCGCCAUGUUCAAUCAACAUCCCCACAUCCAAACCUCCUCCCCACAUGACCAAAAUCCACCCAAACACAUUCAAUCCACUUCAUAAUGGGAAACCAAGAAAUAAGCUGCAAAUUGAUGCCAAAAUCAAAGAAAAUACAGUGCAACCCCAUGAAUCUGCUGCUGUUGGCGGGAGAUUGGAUUCGAUCUGGACGUCUGGCAGACGGUGCGAUGUGAAUCUUUGCGCAAAAUCCGGGGAAUCGCCGUUUCUUUUUGACGGUUUGUGGACGUGGACUGAUUCCGGGGCUUUGCUGCAGAUGAACGAUGAGUUGGGAUUCAGCGAUUGGAUCCGCUCUGCUGCAGCAUCAGAUUCAGGAGACGCUGAUUGCUUGGCCCUAACGAGCCCGAGUUUGCGGUCUGAUUCUUUCUCGUCCUGGCAAUGGAUGCCGAGGUCUUGCAACAACGUCCUACAACCGGUUGUUUGCCAAAGACGAAGGCGGCCAUUAUUGGCAGGGGUUGAUGAGAGUGCCAAAACUCUUGCGAGGGUCAUGCUGGAGAAAUUUCUGGUCACUGCGAAGCCCUAUAUAGGGUAUCCCGCUUUCACGUGAUGAUGCACACAAGGCAUCCAUGGACAUUAUAUCGACUGUGUUCAUCUUUUCUCGGAAUUUGUAUUUGUGGUUUUAAUGAUGACGUGAUUGGAGCUUUUGUUAUAAUUGAAGAAGUUCAUCAUGACGCGUCAGGACUUGUUGAUUCUUUUUCAAAUCGAUCUAUAUUCAAGUUAUAGAUGAUCUCUUUGAGGCCGUCGUUGGACCCGAUUUUCCUUCGGAGAGAUUGUGGACGAGUUCCAGACUCGUUGUCUUAAUCGGAAAAUUUCGCAAAAAUUUUCUGCCCUAUAUUCAUGGAUUCGUCAGAGAAAAUAGGUGAACGACUCGGAGUGUAUAUCACCCAAUUCAAGAGAUAUUGAUUUUAUUGUUUGCAUUUCAUCGUACAGUAGAAACAAAAAGCAAAAAUGAUGUGCUGGGAUUGAAAAAAAAUUAUAUUUAUCAGCCCUGUCGUGACUUCGAAUGUAAAAAUUUUGGGGACUAAAAAAUGAUUACAUUAUUAAAAACGAAAUUCUCCUGCUGGAAAAAGUCUUAGUGGAUCAAAACAGGUGAAAUCUUUCCCCUUCGUAAUUAAUAUUUGAGACAUUUUUAAGAAACAUUUUUACUCACUGAAAAUUUUCCGCACACUUUUUUCAUCAAUCGCAGUGAGACUGGUAUGACUUUUAAGACGUGAAGCGUACAAGAAAAAUUGAAAUAAAUAUACAGGUAUGUGAGAAAAUUAAAAGAAUUGUGAGCUGUGAAAUUCUUCGUAAUAAUACGCCAUUCGUUAUUGAUAAAUGUGAAUAUCGUUUUAGGAUUGUCAACGAUACAUUUUAUUGAGGCCCACACAUUUCCAAGUUUAUUGGGAUACAAAAUCCAAAACUGCAAAACCAUUAAGCAGCAUCUACAUCAUUGGAAACAAAUUUCAGACAAGUUUUUUCCCUUUUUUGGCACGUUCUCAACACCUGUAUUUCUCAAAAUUUUUGAAAAGAAAUCCAUCAAAAUCCCCCCCCCCCCGUUAUUAGCGGAGAUUUUUGAAUGGGCAGGGAUCAUUAUCAAGAAAUAACCUUCGAGAGGUCGUAUAGAGGUUGAAAUAUUUUUGCCAAAUCAGGUCAAUUUCCUUCAGGAACUCGUUACCGCACUACAUCGUAUCAGCCGUUCCUAUCGCUAUUUAAAAUAGGAAAUUCGCUCUUAUCGCGGUGGAAAUAUUCAGGCUAUAUAUAUUGGUGCAGCACCCGGGUCCAUUCUGGAAUUCCCUCGCAAUGGAGUCCCGCUGUUUCAUUUCCUGAGGCUGAAACACGGACCUGCUUCCAUUAGGCACAUCCACUUUGCAGUUCCGCACUGUGUAUAUAUGGGACCCCUAGCAUGUACGUAUAGAGGGUGCGAUUCUUCCGGGUACACUAUUUCUCACGGGGCAGGGUUCCUUUAUGGAGCUUUUCGAAGUGUGUGAACUGUUGCGAUGAGGAGUGUUGUGGGCAUUGACUGUAUGAUGAGGAAAAGGG